CAAGAGAAACCUUGCCGCAACGUUGCGCACUGUGCCGUGUCCGUUCUCUCUUUCGAUUAAAUUUUCAUUUCUCUAGGCUUAUAUUGUAUUGUGUUUCUGUUGUCAAGGUGCUAACUAUUUCGAUUUUCAGAUAACGCCACUUCAAUCCCAUACCAUGAAAACAAUAUGGCUCCUCCUUGCCACUUGUAUCCAUGUUUUUGCUCAUGAUGAACUAUAUAUCCUUAUUGACGAAGUUAGUUUAUACAAUUGUCGUGGAGUGAAAAAUGAAAUAACAGUGAAAGAGGAGGAUGUUCAAAUUGUGAAUGAGCGAGGAAAUCGAGUUUAUUACAUUCGAGCUCCCGGAAAUUAUUCUCUUGAUUUCAAAAAGAUAAAAGUGAAACAGAAUUUUGGAUUUCUCGCUGGAGAAAUUGGAGUAACACUUCAAGUCCCAGUUCUCGAAGGUCCAGCUGGAAUUCGAUUUGAUUUACCAUACACAAUGGUCCCAGAAACGACACUUCUCAGUCAAAAAUGUGAUGACUUCAGCGGUGUGAUUGAGAGAAAUGGAAGAACGUAUUGUAGAUAUUGUGAUCUUUGUCAUGUAUCUCAGGCCGUUGAAAACGAGUUGGCUAGUGGAAGACAUCAGUUUCUUUCACAAUCUGAAAACGACACGCCUAUAUCAAAAUGUUAUAAUAUUGAAUCAAAUGAAUAUGAUUUCCGUCGAACAAUUCAAUUACCAAGUCGUUCUCAAUUAGAAGGACUUAUAAGAAGCAAAGCUCAAGGAAUUGAUGAUGAAAUCAAAAAACGACUUAACAAAGGGCGUGGACGAUUUCAAGUGUUCUUAAAUCUUAUCACUUCUGAUAAACCAGCAAUUUCUCUUAAUCGUUGGAUGGCCGGCUCCAAAGAUUGUGAGUGCUGUUUCAAUCGUAAUGCUCCACACUGUGACUCAUUGUCAUACUUGUAUUGUAACAUGGAAGACUGUAAGACUGGAUGGGCUCUGCAAUGCCUUCACAAAUCUGCCAAAGUGGCCGCAUGUUAUACCGUCGAAUUCAAUUAUAGAAUGACAACUUCGUAUUCCGAUGUUCUUGAAUUUCUGCGUGAAAAUAAUUAUCCAAAUCAAGACAGUCAAUAUACUCAACCAAAUCAACCACUUGUACCGACAACUCGUCGUCCCGUGACUCCGUCUUUUGAAGCUCGACAGGCAAAUCAACUUCAGAUGACACAGGCCUGUGUUGAAUCAAUGCCAUCUAGAAUGACACAUUUGAAAAGGUACUGUACAAUUUUCUGGAAUGAAAAACUAUGUUGUGAGCAUUGUCCAGACAUUUGCUAGGUUUGUAAGUAUGUAAUUUAUUUAAAUAAUUUAUUACCAAAAAGCCCCCUUCUAGAUCUUUUUCUGAUUCUCUUUACUUUAAAAGUAAAGGAUGUACUUGAAUUCUCACUCUUUUCGAGCUCUUUCUUUUGUUGUUUUCUUUCUUUCUUAUAGUAUUGAUUUCACGAGUACACACUUUACUAUAACUUAUUUUCUUUUUUUUCCAUAUUUUUGUUUCUUCUUUCAUCUGUAAAUAAAAUAUAAAUCUUUCU
Messenger RNA from Caenorhabditis elegans, 1557 nucleotides. RefSeq names its product Protein dyf-4 (gene dyf-4). Gene Ontology annotation, cellular component: extracellular region. The record is from RefSeq and is marked reviewed. NCBI's taxonomy places the organism in Eukaryota, Metazoa, Nematoda, Chromadorea, Rhabditida, Rhabditidae.